Procambarus clarkii (red swamp crayfish) is the source of this 4246-nucleotide messenger RNA. The record is from RefSeq and is a predicted model, not a curated record. Lineage: Eukaryota; Metazoa; Arthropoda; Malacostraca; Decapoda; Cambaridae.
ACUUGGACAUCAGCCCCAAUACUUGGGAGUCACUUGCUGAGGACCCUUCAACUUGGAAAACAAAGUUAACAAAAGGGCCUGUUAGAGAGAAUAGACGGACUGCACAAAGCCAGAGCAACCUCCACCUCUACAGAGCAUCCACCCACAUGCACCAUGUGUGGACGAUCCUUCCAGACCCAGAUUGGACUCUGCCUCCAUCAUCUGACACACAGCCACCAACAUUUGCUCUCAUAUAUUGACGUCAUAGUCAUCUCUUGAUUCCGAAGGAUGAUCAUCGUGAGUCUGACUACUGUAUUAGCUAUAUACUGUAUUGACUACCCCAGCUGGAUUACUUCUGUGUAAAUAUUGUAAUAAGUUAAAAAGAUAAAUUCUCUAUUGAAUAUGAUAUUACCAAAUAUUAGUAACUUUCUGCAGUCCUCUCCCUGUUUCAUCGCUCUUCUGUAAUUACCUUAGUUACAGGAUGAGAGCUACGCUCGUGGUGUCCUGUCUUCCCAAUACUCUGUCAAAUAACACUUUGAAACUACUGAUAGUUUUGCCCUCCACCACCACCUCACAUAACUUGUUCCAAACAUCAACCACUGUUUGCAAAAGAAAACUUUCUAAUAUUUUUUGGCACAUUUGUUUCCUUAGCUUGAAUCUGUGACCUCUUGUCUUGAAGUUGUUGGUUUCAGUAAUUCCUCCAUGUCAAUUAGAUCGUUCCCUGUUAUUAUUUUGUAAGUGAUGAUCAUAUCACCUUUUUCUUCUAUUUUCUGUCUUUGGCAUAUUUAACGCCUCUCCUCGUAACUCUUGCCUGCAGUUCUGGAAGUCAUUUUGUAGCGUGACUUUGCACACUUUCCAGUUUAUUUAUGUUUCUUGAGAUAUGGGCGCCAUACAACUACUUCAUAUUACAAUUUGGUCUCACAAAAGUCAUGAACAGUUUCUUUAGUAUUUUACCAUCCAUGUUGUUAACCCCCCCCCCCUCCCCUUCUGCUGGGAGGGGGGGUGUUGAAAAUGGAAAUGAGGGAGGGAGAUAGAGAGACCUGGGCACAUCUAGAUACCCAAUCUAUACAAUAAUUAUAAUGAUAUUCUGUCUAAGGCUGGAGGCCAUAUGCUUGGAGUUAGCCUUAUUCAACGUUCAUACAUGAAGCAUUUGCAUUAUGGGAGUAUCAUAGGGUUCGAAUCCCAUUAUUGCUCAAAUUGAUUUUCUCGCUGAUAUAUCAGGUUAGUGGGAUUUCCUUGUGUAUGUAAUCAUACACAAGGAAAUUGUGUAUUGGCAAUCAUCUAAGGGUAAACAAAGUGGCGCCCCCCAGCUGAUCGGUCGCCAUGGCAACCGCGUCAACACUUGAGGGGAUGGUCCUGGAGACCGGAUAUCCCCCUCGGCCGGACACACACACCAGUCAAUCACCGGCUCCAGAGUGACAGGUGCGUCUCCUGGCCCUACUGUCCCUUCACACUCGCGGACACCUUUCUGGUUAUCGUCGAGACGACCUCGUGUACACAGGUGGGUGUGCCAGGUGUAUUGUUACUCAGAUGACUGCCAGGUGUAUGUGAGUGUCAGAUGACUGCCAGGUGUAUUGUGAGUGUCAGAUGGGAGGCUUAGCAUGUUACUGUGUAAGUAUAGAGUAUAGUGAGUGUCAGUUUGUAGGAGUGUAUGACACCGUGCCAGUAUAGUGAGUGUCAGCUUGUAGGAGUGUAUGACACCGUGCCAGUAUAGUGAGUGUCAGCUUGUAGGAGUGUAUGACACCGUGCCAGUAUAGUGAGUGUCAGCUUGUAGGAGUGUAUGACACCGUGCCAGUAUAGUGAGUGUCAGCUUGUAGGAGUGUAUGACACCGUGCCAGUAUAGAAAGUAUAUACAGUAUGACACAAUGCAAACAUAGGAUCACUUAUGUUUAAAGUGCAUUUAGUAACUGGGAAAUGGUAUAUGGAAUAUAUAUUAAUUAGCUGAUAUUUGGUAAUAUAUAAUAUUUACUCCAUCGUCGAGAUCAGGAGGGAAAGUCAGUGUGUGUGUGUUUCUCUCUUUCUCCCUCUCUCCCCCCUCUCUUCCCCCUCUCUUCUCCCUCUCUUCCCCCUUUUUCUUUCCCUAUAAAUGCUUGUGUUAAACACGAAGGUGUGACAUUGUAGGUGAUGGUGAGUGUAAACGCUGAGACGCUGUGGGCCUGGCUCGGACACCACCAUCCUCGACGCUCCUCAAAACGCACGAAAAAAGAUCCAAGGCCUACCCCGGGGGCCGCUCGGUCCACAGGUGCCAGGGUGAAGGGGGCGCCAGAGGUGGGGGAGGCGGCAAAACAGGAGAGGGAACAGGAAGAACACGCGGAGGAAACUCUGAAGCUGAAAAUACAGGAUAACGACGAGAAAGAGGAAGAUGAAGAGGAGAUGAGGAAGGAGAGGGAGGCCUACUUAUCCCGUGUUACGCAUCUUCAUCUGGAGAGGAAGGGAAUCACGCAUAUCGAGAAUGUGAGCGCGUGCCCCGGCGCUCGCGUGGCCUUCCUUCAGCACAACCACCUCACCCGGCUGGCCAACCUGCGCCCUCUUAGGAACCUGCAGGAGCUCUACCUCCAGGACAACCACAUCACCAGACUGGAGUGCCUACAGGAGCUGGUGAGCCUGCGUCGCCUGCUGGUGCCUGGCAACAGGGUGGGGGUGGUGGAGGGCCUGCCUCGUGGCCUGCACGAACUGCACAUCCAGCACCAGAGGCUUCCCCCUGGGGACGCCUUGGUGCUCGACCCUCAAGCCCUGACAACGGUGCAGAAUACAAUGCGACUCCUGGAUGUUACCGGCAACAGACUCACAGAGCUGGGAGCUGUGGGGCUGCUUACUCAGCUGCAGGUGUUGCGCGCCGCGGACAAUGACCUGGCGUCUCUGGGUCACCUGACAGCCGUAGUGAGCCGUCUGGGACACCUGAGGGAGGCGGUGCUGGUGGGCAACCCUGUCACCGCACACAGGCGCUAUCGUCCAGCUCUCAUAGUCUCCGCUCCACCUUCCCUAGAAUACCUGGACGCGCGAGCGGUUACUUCCCACUCCAGAGAGUUCCUCAGCCAGGCUCAGCGGCACCGCACCUCCCUCAGAAAGAAGAGCCAGGAGUGUACCUCUGUGGCUAGUGCCUGUGGGACGGCUCCACCUGGGGCAGAUGGUGCGCCACCUGGAGCAGCUGGGGCAGAUGGUGCUCCACCUGCCACAAUGGACUCCUUAAAGGCAGAGAAACAUCUGCUCUUCACCUCCAUCACUCAGGCACAUCAAACAGAGUCAAUGGCAACUGGUCCGAGCUUCGUGUUGGGAGCCCUCAGGCGACCAGAAUUUGACCUCAUUCUCAGGCGAGGUCAACGGAGGAGCCUGGCAAGGGGGUCAGGUGACCCAGAUGACCACCUCCGGCAGGCCAUCACUCAAUGGUCCACACAAGAAGAUCUAAACGGAAACUCGUCCGAGAAUGAUGCGUCAGACACUGAGGAUGUGUCCCAGGGAAACACCAGCCAUGAUGACCACCGGAGCCUCAUUGCUCAUGCUGCGUCUCCUGAGAAGAGUGUCUGGUUUGUUGGUGAUGAGGACCCGAGCUGUGAGGAGGCGCCUCGCCUCAUCCCCAGGCCGUACUGGAGGAACAAGCCUCAUAUUCCCCGCACCAACACUAUUAAAACCCCUACAGUGACUAAGGUCAAUAGUUAAGGUGUUCAAAUUGCUUAUUCGUGUAAUCUAUUCAGAGAUAUGUUGUCGGUUCAUUUCCCUUUCAAACUAUUAAACAUUUUUUUAAUAUCGUAAAAUUUGAUACUAUUGCAUUGCAAUAUUUAAUUAGUCACUGAAAAAGUUGUUAUUAAAAUUAUCAGGAACAUUUUGUUAGUGUUCCUGCACCCUCCUCAUGUAAUUAUUUAUUUAUUAAUUCAUAUACAAGAUGACACAAUGGGUUGUUAUAGUUCACCCAUUGAUGGGUGUGUAGUACAGUCUUGAUACUUCACUAACACGCACAACACAUGGCAAGUUGAACAGGUUCCUUGAAUAUACUGUAAUAUAAUUCCAGUCAAACUGGUGAACCUCUCUACAUUAACAUAGGCGACACCAGUUUAUCAUGCGUAGGGUCAAUCAUUCUUAUAUAUGUCAAUGAUAUUGCACAUAUCACUUGUUGUAUUAUGUAUGUAUGCCUUCUGAGGUGUACUUAUGUGCUCCCAAUCAUUCUCAAGUCGAUUGUGAUGAGGAAUGAUUGAUUGAUGAUGAUUAAGCCACCCAAAAGGUGGCACGGGCAUGACUAGCCCGUAAGUGGUGGCCCUUUUGAGCCAUUACC